Messenger RNA from Peromyscus maniculatus bairdii (prairie deer mouse), 366 nucleotides. The record is from RefSeq and is a predicted model, not a curated record. Lineage: Eukaryota; Metazoa; Chordata; Mammalia; Rodentia; Cricetidae.
AUGCAAGAUGACACAAUAUAUGAGACUGAAGAUGUGAAAGAAGCCAUAGGAAGGCUUCCUGGAGAUCUUUAUAAUGACAGAAUGUUUCGAAUUAAGAGAGCUCUGGACCUGACCAUGAGGUAUCAGAUCUUGCCUAAGAAGCAGAGGGCAAAAUAUGAGGAGGACAAAUUCUACCUUGAAUCCUAUCUGAAAGAGGUUAUUCAGGAAAGAAAAGAGAAAUAAGAAUGGGCAAAGGAGUGAUCUUGUAGUUGAGAUCUGCGGAUGUGCCUGGUCUCAGCAUAUUUUUAUGAAGUUGUUUCAACCUGAAUCACAAUUUAAGAAUUAUUUGCUCUGUAGAUACCCACUUUAAAUAAAUGACUAUUGUAA